AUGGCCACGCUUCGUCGAUUCCACGACAAGCACCUCGUGCUACAUCCUCACGCAGGAGCCUUCACUUCAGAGCCAGACUCGGCACGAUGGAGCAACAAAGAUCUUGAUCCAGUGCCUCAAGAGAAGAAAACAUGGGAAUGGUGGCACGUCGGAGGCUUUUGGAUUGCUGAAGGCUUCAAUCCUGCACAAAUGCAAGUUCCUUCCAGUGCUGUGGCACUUGGACUGAACCCAGGUCUCGCGAUGGUGGCUUGCUUGGUCGGCAACCUUCUCGUUACUGGACCAGUUUGCAUUGUAGGCUGGCUUGGAAGCAAGUACUCAAUUCCGUUUCCGGUCAUUGCUCGAGCGUCAUAUGGGAUGAUUGGCGCAUACUGGGCAAUGAUCAUCCGUGGGAUAUUCUGUGUCAUUCUAUACGGUGUUCAAGCGACCCUCGGUGGGAACGCUGUUCGAUGCAUGCUUGAAGCCAUCUGGCCGUCCUUUGCCCACUGGCACUUGAACAGCCUUCCUAAAAGUGCAGACAUCACGGCCCCAGACCUACUUUGCUUCGCUCUCUUCUGGAUCGCCUCGUUCCCACUCCUCUUCGUGCCCAUGUCCUCACUGCGUUGGCUGUUCGCAGUCAAAAUUGCAAUCAUGCCAUUCUUCUAUGUGGCCUUGUUCACGUGGGCGUUGACGGCAGGCCACGGCGUUGGACCUUUGUUUUCGAUUCCCAACAAGAUCACCAGCGGAUGGUCGAUCGGAUAUGUCUUUUGUUCCACCAUCCUAGCCACCAUCGGAGGCAAUGCUACUUUUGCGGUCAACAUGGCGGACAUCACUCGCUACGCCAAAAAUCCUCGGAGCUCAGCUAUUGCGCAGGCAUUUGCGCUGCCAAUCUGUAUCACGAUGACACUCAUGGCGGCCACGGCUCAAGUUGUGUACGGCCAGGUUCUCUGGAACCCCUUGACAAUCAUUCUUCUCUGGAACAACAGGACUGCGAAAUUCUUUGCCGGCCUGCUCUUCGCGUUCGCGACCAUCGCAACAAACAUCACCGGGAACAGUAUUCCCUUUGCUCAUGAUAUUGCCGGUAUUUUCCCAAGAUAUAUGAACGUUCGACGCGGCCAAGUGCUAUGUGCUAUUCUCGGGUUUGCAAUGAACCCUUGGGUCAUCCAGGUUCGGGCUUCUCGCUUCUUCAAUUUCGUCGGAGGAUAUUCGAUCUUUCUGGGGCCGCUGGUUGGAGUCAUCUUGUGCGACUACCUGAUCAUCCGCAAGGCUAGACCAUACAAUAUAUACCAGCUUUACCGACCGGAAGGCCUGUACUGGUACUGGAAAGGGUGCAACUUCCGAGCUCUGACGGCGUGGCUGGUCGGUGUCGUCCCGCUUCUGCCAGGUCUGAUCUACAACAUCAACUCCAACAUCAAAAUGGACAAAGGCAUCUUGGAGUUCUACACGCUCGGGUGGCUGGAUGGACUGGUCAUUGCAUCGUAA
This is a messenger RNA of Fonsecaea multimorphosa CBS 102226, 1458 nucleotides long. RefSeq lists its product as uncharacterized. Gene Ontology annotation, biological process: transmembrane transport; nucleobase transport. The transcript has 10 exons. NCBI's taxonomy places the organism in Eukaryota, Fungi, Ascomycota, Eurotiomycetes, Chaetothyriales, Herpotrichiellaceae. Gene Ontology annotation, cellular component: plasma membrane. Bases 1 to 1458 code for a protein of 485 amino acids. The record is from RefSeq and is a predicted model, not a curated record. Gene Ontology annotation, molecular function: nucleobase transmembrane transporter activity.